Messenger RNA from Venustampulla echinocandica, 1110 nucleotides. RefSeq lists its product as uncharacterized. NCBI's taxonomy places the organism in Eukaryota, Fungi, Ascomycota, Leotiomycetes, Helotiales, Pleuroascaceae. The record is from RefSeq and is a predicted model, not a curated record. Gene Ontology annotation, cellular component: mitochondrial inner membrane. Gene Ontology annotation, biological process: mitochondrial respiratory chain complex III assembly; protein insertion into mitochondrial inner membrane from matrix. Gene Ontology annotation, molecular function: ATP binding; ATP hydrolysis activity. The transcript has a single exon. Bases 1 to 1110 code for a protein of 369 amino acids.
AUGGGGCAGCGCAGGAUCAGGUUGCACGACGAAGAGGAACAUGACGGUGGACGGCAUAUCAACGACAAACUUCAAUACGCUAUGAACGAUGAUACGCUCAUGAGAUGGUAUUGCAAAUGCCACGGCCUAAAGCGGUUUUCACUCCGUUCUUGCUGGCGAGGCGGAUUUCUCUUCCUGACUUACCGUCGUGCCCAUCCAUCACAAGCCCGAUCCAGAGGCGAAGAGCCAGCCAGUUGGCAAUUGCUAGGCACUUACCAAACCCGAAAGUCACUUCUUGAAGAUAUGGGCAAAUCCAACUAUACUCCCGAUGUUAUUCAAUUAUACCUCCCUGGUGGAUCUAAGAGACGGGAAUUCGACCCCUGGAUGGGGCCUUUUGAGGAUUGCGGCCGUCCACUUGAUACAGUGGUCCUCGAAGAUACCCUAAAAGAAUCUAUCAUAAGAAAAGUCGAGGCUUUUAUCGAUGAUAAGGAAGCGCUUUUAGCUAGUGGUCAUCGCCAUCAGUAUGGGAUGCUUUGGGUUGGCCCACCAGGAUGUGGGAAGACUAGUUUCGUUGAGGCUAUCGCGCACGAAUUCGGCUUCGCUAUUUAUAUCUUUGCCCUUGGAGAUUCCACUCUCACCGAUUCAGACAUGAUGAUUAUGUAUCUCAGAAUGGGACCAAAGGCAAUUGCUGUUUUCGACGACAUAGACAGGGUCAAGAUAGGCGAAAAGGGGAUCACCGUAAAUGGUCUUUUGAAGCUGCUCGACGGGGUUGCAAGACAGGGCCAAACCCUCUUGAAGAUACUGAUCUGCAAUGACCAGACAAAAGUUCCCCCAGCUGUGCAAAGGAAAGGUCGCGUAGACAAGGAAUACAUAUUUUCGUUGGCGUCGAAGGACCAAGGGAAAAACAUAUUUCUACACUGUAAUGUUUGGAAGGCAGAAGCGACCGAGGGCUUAGAUCUUGACGCUAUGGCGGAAGAAUUUGCUCAGGGACUACCGGAAAAUAUGAUUCCCCCCGCAAAUAUUGCCGUUUAUAUCAAGGACGCUACAACUCCCAAGGAAGCUGUUGAGCACGUUCACGAGCUUACUACGGAGAUUCAACAGAGGGGCGACUACUUGGACGAAAUGUCUUAA